UUUUCUUUCACUUUUCUAUGUGACAAAGGAGAAAGCAAAAGGGGUUAAUUGUGUAAAAAAAAGUAAGAAAAAAAAGAGGUGGGUUUUAUGAGCUGAUGCUGAAAUUGGGUUUCUCCAAUAGCAUGGAUCUUGGCAAAUCUUGGAAUAGUAGUAGUAGUAAUAGUAGUGUUGUCAGCUCUUCCCAUAGUUUUAAUUUCAGUUACUUCCAUUCAUUAACGUCAGCUCUCUUGUUUUUGUCUUUUGGGAGUUCAGUUUCAGUACCCAAAAUGGUCUUAUUUAAUUUCUCAACCAUUAUACCUUCUUUUGAUGAUGAUUUGAUUGUAAAGUUUAAAUCUUUUUCAUUUUCUUGAAGAAGAAAGACUCCAAUUUAAUCAACAUCACUCUCUCCUCAACUGUUUCUUUUGUUUGUUUGCUUAGUUUUCUUGAUUGUUUAGUCUUGUAUCGUCAGCCCCCUUUUGUUUUUGUUCUCUUUUUAAAGACCUAGAGAAUGCUGUGUGCAUCAUUGCCAGGGUUGAGUCAUCAACAGAUGUUGGUUGGAGGUACUGUCAAGGAACUUUCAGCAGCUAUGGCUUCUUUGAAUGUUUAUAGCAGGUGUGGUUUUGAUGGUCGUGUUGGAUGUUGGAUUGGGAAUGAGAAAGGAAGAUGGAACAAAUUGGCUGCUGCAAGUACAAUGGCACCAAAGAAGAGGAGGUUGAGCAUUUCCCCUCUGGCUUCCUCUGCUCUGGCAGAAACCCCAUAUACAUCUAGAGCCGAAUUCUAUCACGAGGUCCUUAACGAUGCUAGAGAAAAAUUUACCCAGGAGAUAUCUUUCCAAUCCAAGGACAAAGAUAUUUCUUUGGCAAAGGCUUUGCUUUACGUGGCCUCUGAAGAUGAGGCAUUUAUGGCUUUCAACCGGGAGAUGGAUGCUCAUUCACUCCAAAUUGAGAGGAGAUCAGCUUCAUUGGCUUCUCAUGCCACAGAUUGGACUUGCGUGGAGGCCAUGCCUCUUGCUGGAAAAAAUAUGAAUGAAUGGAUGGUUGAGUUGGAUGUUAUUGCGAGAGAAGUGGAGGCGGAGCUAGUUUCAAGAGAAAUAGGAUGCGAUUUGGUUGAAGUUUUAGAUGCCGUGAAUAUGGUGCUUUUCAAGUCAAGGGGUUUCAAAAGGUCACCUGUACUUGUGGAUUCAAAGUGUGCAUACCUGCAUUCAGUAUUAAGCUCUGGAUAUUGUAGUGCAAUUUUGCUUAGUGUCAUUUAUAUUGAAGUCUGUCGAAGACUUAAUCUGACCAUUGUGGGAUCCCGAGUUGGGGAAGAUUUUUUGAUAUGGCCUCAAACUGGAAACCCUGAGGAGCUAUUCAAGGUUAUCUCUGGUCAUAGCUUGUUUGGUAUUGUUAAUGGGAAGUGUGUCGAUGACCCUAGAGCAAAGGCUUCUGACAUCAAUAGCAAUUCUUUGCCGGGGCUUGAGUUAGCAACAAACCGAGAUAUUAUUGGAAUUGCUUUGGCUAAUUUGAUGAGGCUUCACUGGAAACGUGCUUCAAGAGCAAAUCAUGGUUUGAUGCUGACUUCUCCGCUUAGAUCUGUUGAUCAUGCAGAUGAUAAGUCUAGCAAGACUAGUUGUCUGAAUGUUCCAUUGUUGCGGCCUCAAGAUUUGAGGUUCAAGAUGCUAAAUUGCAACCUUUGGCAUGAGAAAAGGAGAAUUGAGAAUAUUGGACGCAUAUUGUUAUUUUAUUGAUUCUGACAUACUACUAAAACUCUAACAUUCCACUAAAAUAACCACUUAAUCAAUCUUGCUGCGAUAUAAUAGAUGCUUAUACCUCCAUUUAAGUUUAUAACAUAACGAACUAUAGGGUAAAAGAUUCCUCACUGAUCUAGCUUCAUAUUGGUAUUAAAAGCCCUUUCUAUUUCAAUAUACUGAUCAAAUUGAAAAUGACUAGAUACUGCAUUAUGCAGAUAGAUUGACUUUCUUUUUACAUACUUUUAGCCUCUUCGCCCUUUUACUCCUUUAAUGUUGUUUCUCUUCACCUCUCCGACAUUCCUUUUAGAAAUCCAAGAAAGCUAACCUUAUCUUUCUCCCUUUCUGAUCUUUAGGAUUUGAUGCUCUUUUUAGAUACUGUAGAUACAAAAUAUACCAUGUUUGGAUGCAUUUAUUAUAUUUGAUAGUUGAGGCCAACUAUUCGGGGUUUUUUGUUCCACCAAAUCUAUUAGUUUUUCUUACAAAAUCAAGUCAAUCUCCUAACCAAAUGUUGUUAAACAGGCAAAUAUGCUUGCCUGAUGAUCAACCAUUAAUUACUUGGAAAAGGAAGUGGUAUGCUGGGGGCGGGGGUGGGGUGUUACAGAAGUAACAAUGAUACCUCAUCCACUGCCACAUAGAAAUGCAUGAUGGUCUUUUUGCAUCUACAUUCUUUUUUAGGGGAGUAUCUGUUUCUGUUUAGAAAUAUCCAUUCAGCACUCUUUCCUGCUUUUUUCUUCUGUUGUGCAUAGUAUUGAGAUGGUAAUAAUUGGUACCCGUUAUUUCUUCGUUGUAUAUCAAGUAACAAUGAAGUAGGAAUUGAGUCAUUUGCCAAAUUGCAGUACACACAUGGGACAUAUAGAGUUUUUAAGCUAUCAAAUAGGGCCAUAACACUACUUGGCAUUUAAUGAUUAUCUUUUAAGCAUUAUGUUUUAUCUAACGUGCAGAACCAUGCUAGUCUCGAGUAAGGAUGGAUCAUUUUCCAUCUUACUUUUCUCGAUGAUAAGCAAAACGAUCCAAGAUUUGUGUAUUUUCUUAACUAAUUGCAGGUGUUGUGCUUAAAUUAUGGUUUUUCUGGUUAUCACUCAGAUUUCUGACCUUUGCAUUAGGUCAUUAACUUGUAUCUGUAUGUAAUAUCUGUUCACUUAUAAUGACAUUAUGUCUCUCUGGAAUGGCACAAUACUUUCUAGGCUGGCCAUUAUGGCUUCAGAAAGAUUGCUCAUUCUGCAGCCACACAAUUGGGCUCUGAGGAGAGACCAUGGAAUGAUGUUGUACUAUAG
Solanum stenotomum is the source of this 2982-nucleotide messenger RNA. RefSeq lists its product as uncharacterized. The transcript has 8 exons. The coding region runs from base 488 to 1705 and encodes 405 amino acids. NCBI's taxonomy places the organism in Eukaryota, Viridiplantae, Streptophyta, Magnoliopsida, Solanales, Solanaceae. The record is from RefSeq and is a predicted model, not a curated record.